This is a messenger RNA of Sinocyclocheilus rhinocerous, 753 nucleotides long. RefSeq lists its product as uncharacterized. NCBI's taxonomy places the organism in Eukaryota, Metazoa, Chordata, Actinopteri, Cypriniformes, Cyprinidae. The annotation marks the transcript as partial. The transcript is spliced from 6 exons. The record is from RefSeq and is a predicted model, not a curated record.
AUGUUAAAGUGUGCAUCUUUCGGACUGGAAAAACAAAUAACUAUGAUAAGGAUUUUACUGGCAUGCUACAAAGCCGAAUUGAGAAUCUGACAGAAGUUCCAACAGUGGGCAAGAGUGACAUUAUUCUGGUUUUCUGUCCUGCUGUUUCCCGAGCUGGAACUGACAUUGACAAAGCACUUGAAAUAUUCAAUCACAAUACAGAAGCUAAGUUGGGUGUUCUAGUGGUGCUUCAUCACACGUUUGACCCAGAGAAAGUGAUUCCAGACAGCAGCAGAUCUGUCAAGAGGACAGAUAUACUCACAGUGGACUGUCUGUUCUAUGAGGAUGCAGGAUUUCUUAAGUGUCAGAAGAAUUCAGAUGCAGCUGACAAAGUUGUGAACUGGUUAAUACAAGAGGAGAGGCAAAUAGGUGUCAAAAUACGUCCUCGUAAAAAUUUAACAACAAAAGUUAACUUUACAAACUCAGGACAAAUCCAAUAUCCAGAACGUGAAAGAUGUAAGAAAGAAAGAAAUAAGAUGACCAAAAUGGGAAACAACAAACCUAGUACAAAAAAGGUCAAAGUGUUCUCCAUUUUGGCUGGAAAGAUAAAAAACUGUCAGAAGGAAUUUUUCGACAUUUUGAGAAACCGAAUUGAGAAUCUGAAGGAAGGUCGUACAGUGGACGAGAGUGACAUUAUUCUAGUUUUCUGUCCUAUUGUUUCUCGAGCUGGAACUGAUAUUGAAGCAGCACUGAACAAUGUUGUUUACUCUACAG